Molecule: messenger RNA, 1665 nt
Organism: Scophthalmus maximus (turbot)
Lineage: Eukaryota; Metazoa; Chordata; Actinopteri; Pleuronectiformes; Scophthalmidae
Gene: thap1
Product: THAP domain containing, apoptosis associated protein 1
Exons: 3
Coding region: 98-829 (243 amino acids)
Molecular function (GO): sequence-specific DNA binding
Source: RefSeq, a predicted model, not a curated record
UAGUGGCAGUGAAGCCUGUUGUAGGUGAGGACCAGGACCAGGACCAGACCUCCACGAGCAGCGGGCUCUCAGUGAGGGCUGCCCGGGGGCAGGAGCCAUGGUCCAGACGUGCUCAGCCUACGGGUGUAAGAACCGCUACCACAAAGAGAAAGACAUCUCGUUCCACAAGUUUCCUCUGGCGCGUCCAGAUGUUUGCGGUAAGUGGGUGGCGGCGAUGAGGAGGAACAACUUCAAGCCGACAAAGUACAGCAACAUCUGCUCGCAGCACUUCACCAGGGACUGCUUCAAGACCGAGUGCAACAACCGAGUGCUGAAGGAGAACGCCGUGCCGUCGCUCUUCACCUUCAGCCUCAGCAUCAAGUCCUUGGAGCAUCCCUUCCCCUCGGAGAUCCACUUCCCGCUCUCUCUGCCGCUGACCUGUGACCCAGUGGUGGACGAGGAGGAAGUGGAGGAGGAGCAGCCACCAUCGCCACAGCAGCAGCAGCCGCCGUCGCCCAGGAGGAGUCCACAGGACUCCCACGGCGACACGGCGGCGGUGUCCUGCGACCACAACUACACGGCGGAGGACUCGGCGCAGCAGAGGAAGCACAUCGAGCAGCUGGAGCAACAGCUGGAGCGUCUGAGGAGGAAGCUGGAGCCGCAGCUGGAGCGCAUGAGGAAGAAGCUGAAGACGACGCAGCAGAAGUGUCGGCGGCAGGAGAGGCAGCUGAAGAGGCUGAGGGCCGUCUGCAAGGUGACGAGAGCCGGGCGAGACACGCCCGCCACGUACGGAGACAGGUACGUGAUCUUACCCAAACAGAUGUACCACGCACUCCGAGGCAUCGAGUGACGAGGUGGAGGAAGAGGAAGGAAACGAAUCUGAUCGGAUGUUACAUUCUGCUGCAGGUUCCGUCUCAGGUCCGUCGCCAGACAGACGCUCGCUGCCGAGCACGAGACCUGUCGGAGUGUCGGAGUGUUUGGGAAAAAUCAAACGCAGGAAUGCGGGAAAAUGUGAUUCUGUUCUAGUGGAUACAGCGAACUCCCUUUUGACUUCGCUGUCCUUUUCUUUGUGUUUUGUGAUCAGGCUGCAGUGACAAAACUUUAACAGCUCAGCGUUUUGGGUUUUGCACAGAAUUGCAUGUUGUUUCUUGAGUUCCUGGCUGCAGCCGAGACGCAGUGCCAGCACGCGCGUACCAAACCGAUGAGAUACCACUGAUGUAAACGAGUGAGCUUCAAAGGAGCUGUCUUUAUGCUAAGCUACAUCAUGUUACACCAGCCUCACACUGUCCAGCUAAACAAAAAAAAAAGCGAUGGAGGGAAGUGUCUUGGAUGUUGAUUGGCGGUUGCAGCCGCCAAUGGCGCUGAAUGCGCGUCAUGCACCUUUAACCCCUGAGUGUGACGGUCCCUGAGCUCCGCUUGUUAAACGUCCUAGUCACCAGGAGGAGGAGGAGUUAAAAACUUCAGGAAUUUUUUUUGAAAUUAUAUUUCGUUUUUUAUAAGUCUGCCUGAAUUCAAACGUCCGGACUCGAACAGGCGUAUUCAUGGACGACCCGCCAGCUCAAACAGACUUUCUGCAGAUGAAGCAGAUUUUCUCUCCAGACUUUGCUCCGGGGGGGAAUUUCCCCCAUAAUCCACAGCGGUUAUGGAUGCACCUAAAUAAAAUGAAUAAAUAAAUAAUAUACAAUA